AUGAAGAGAAUAUUGGUGAUAGCGGGCUCGGACAGCUCGGGGGGCGCAGGGCUCGAAGCCGACCAAAAGGUUAUCGCGGCCCAUGGCUGCUAUGCCAUGACUGCCACGACAGCCUUGACGGCGCAGAACACGCUCGGCGUCGACGCCAUUCAUGAGAUUCCGUCGGAUUUCGUGCGGCGGCAGAUCGAUGCUUGCGUCAGUGACAUUGGGGUCGAUGUCGUCAAGACAGGCAUGUUGGCUUCGGCGGACACAGUAUCGAUGGUCGCCAAAGCACUGCGAGAGCACAAAAUCGCCGUGUCUGUCAUUGAUCCUGUGAUGGUGGCAACGACCGGCGCCAAGCUUCUCCCCGACGCUGCCGUCAAAACAUUGUGCAAUGAUCUGCUACCGGAGACUUAUAUCCUGACUCCCAACAUCCCAGAGGCCAAGUUGAUCCUUCAAGAAUCCGGACGCGAACAAUCGGAGAUUCGCAACGUCGACGAUCUCAUUGACCUUGCUCGCGCCAUCCAUCGGCUUGGGGUGAAGUAUGUGCUCCUCAAAGGUGGGCACAUUCCACUGACGGCGAAAUACGAAAUCGCCGCCCUGGAUGAGCAGAAGGAGAUCGUCGUGAACGUACUCGUGGGCGAGGAUGUGUGUGAGGUGUUUGACCUUUCCUACCGGAAGUCGAAGAAUACUCAUGGCACUGGCUGUUCGCUUGCUUCCGCGAUCGCCUGCAACCUCGCGCAGAGCCGCGAUGUACCAGCAGCAGUCUUCUCGGCUUGUCGAUACGUGGAUGCGGGCAUUCGACUGAGUAUCAAUCUUGGCAAAGGCUCCGGUCCGAUCAAUCACUUCCACUCGCUUCAGAUUCUACCAUUCACCCCUGGCAACUUUACCGAAUACCUAUUAUCACGAGCAGACGUCAAACCGGCGUGGCAUGAUUUUACGCACCACGAGUUCGUCCGGCAGAUGGGAGACGGCACGUUACCGCUGGAGUGGUUCAAAUACUACAUGAUUCAAGACUACAUCUACCUAAUCCACUUUGCUCGCGCAAACGCUUUGGCUGGAUACAAGACCAAGUCACUCGAUGGAGUUGCGAGAGCCGCCGAAAUCGUCCUCCACAUUCGAGAAGAGACGGCUCUCCACAUUCGCGAGUGCGCGGAACUCGGUCUGACCAUGCAGCAAAUCGAAGAGUCCGAAGAGAGUCAAGCUUGCACCGCCUAUACUCGGUACGUACUCGACAUAGGCCAAUCGGAAGACUGGCUCGCCCUUCAGAUCUCGCUGCUCCCAUGCCUACUCGGCUACCAUGUCAUCGCGAAGCGACUGGACGAGUUGCAGAGGACGGAUCCGCCUGCCACGGCAAACCGGUACAAGACGUGGAUCGACAAUUACGUCAACGAGGGCUACAGUUCUGCCGUAACUACUGGCUGCGCCUUGAUCGAGAAGCACAUCGUGCACCAAUCCCCGAGGAGGAUUAAUGAGUUGGUGAAGAUUUUCAUUCAGGCGACUAGGAUGGAGACUGGAUUCUGGGACAUGGCCUCUGCGCCCUAA
Messenger RNA from Neohortaea acidophila, 1524 nucleotides. RefSeq names its product Phosphomethylpyrimidine kinase-domain-containing protein. Gene Ontology annotation, biological process: thiamine biosynthetic process. The transcript is spliced from 11 exons. Gene Ontology annotation, cellular component: cytosol. Bases 1 to 1524 code for a protein of 507 amino acids. Gene Ontology annotation, molecular function: phosphomethylpyrimidine kinase activity; hydroxymethylpyrimidine kinase activity; thiaminase activity. NCBI's taxonomy places the organism in Eukaryota, Fungi, Ascomycota, Dothideomycetes, Mycosphaerellales, Teratosphaeriaceae. The record is from RefSeq and is a predicted model, not a curated record.